Orcinus orca (killer whale) is the source of this 6224-nucleotide messenger RNA. RefSeq names its product solute carrier family 35 member F6 (gene SLC35F6). The record is from RefSeq and is a predicted model, not a curated record. Bases 3204 to 4298 code for a protein of 364 amino acids. Gene Ontology annotation, cellular component: intracellular membrane-bounded organelle; Golgi membrane. NCBI's taxonomy places the organism in Eukaryota, Metazoa, Chordata, Mammalia, Artiodactyla, Delphinidae. The transcript has 8 exons. Gene Ontology annotation, molecular function: pyrimidine nucleotide-sugar transmembrane transporter activity. Gene Ontology annotation, biological process: pyrimidine nucleotide-sugar transmembrane transport.
UUGGGGGCUACUACCUCCAGCGAGCGCGGAGGUCGCGCUCCUGUUUCGCGCUCCCGGCAUCCGCCGCCAUGGCCUGGACCAAGUACCAGCUGUUCCUGGCCGGGCUCAUGCUCGUCACCGGCUCCAUCAACACGCUCUCGGCAAAGGACAGACAGACGAGAAUGUGACCACAGCAAGUGCUAACCAGUUAAUACACAGAGAGCUCCACGUGCCACGUCCUGCCCUGGCUGCCUUUCAUGAGUUAAGUUAAUGAAUUCUCAUAACCACCCUAUGAGGUAGAUAAAUUCCUUGUCCCUGGAUAAGGAAACUGAGGUUCUGGAAAGAGGGGCUUGCUUACCCAAGUUCAACUCAGCUAUUAAGUGGCACAGUUUAUAUUUGAGCCUAAGUAGUCUGGCUCUAGAAUCCGUGCUCUUAACCUCCACUGUGGAUGAGGCUAGGGACUUCUCUAGUCAUCCUUAGGGGCAUUUAAAGUUGUUAGAAACAUAGAAAUUAUCCAUUCUCAUCCCCACAGUUUACAGUCAAGGUCCCAAGAAAAGUUUCGUGUGUGUGUGACUCAGCUGGUUGGUGUCUAGAACCUAGGUCUCAGGAUUUGGGUCCAGUGCUGGUCUUCUACAGCUACGGUACCCAAAACUCCCUCUUCCUUGGGGGUUUCCUCUUAUAUCUCUGCAGGCAAGAACAGACAAGCAUGUGCCCAUGGAAGUUGUAAUCCUAUAAGUGGCAUCUCCUCUCCCUGCCGUCGGGGUGCCUCCCCUCUGGGACUGGGUGACGAGCAUCUGAAGCGUCCAUCCCAGAGAUCACUCAGGGUUCAGCGUUAGCGUCUCUCGUAGCCUCUUGCAGUUUCUUGGCCUGUAAAAUGAGCAUAAUGUUUCCCUCCCCGGCUGCUUGGGCGGACUGGAGACAGUGGAUGAGGAAGUGGGCGUGAGCACGUGCUGCUCCUGUGCUGGGAUCACAGGUCAGCUGUCCGCUGCAGGAGGUCACUGCCCACUCAGCAGGAUUGGGUGCGCUGCAGGGAGCCGGCCUGGCCAGGCUGGGCUGGGCUGGGGCUGGGUAUCACCUACCCCCCGGAGGGAGAGUCACCGAUCAGGCUGGCCCUGUAGCCUCGUCCCUGGGUGUGGGCAGAAGGUCCCUCCCUUCUCCUUUCUGUGGCUGCUUUCUCCCCCUCACCAGGCUUCUGCUGAUGCACUUCCUGGAGACCAAGCAUUUGCCUUCUUCUGGCACCGCGUGGGGCUGUCUGCCUGAACCAGUGCACGUUUCGGAGCCCCACCCUCCUGAAUCCAGCUGGGGUUCUGCAUGUAAAGAGCCAGGGUCAAGUAGACGCUCACUCAGGAAGGCUCACAUCCCCUCCUAAACUUCUGCAGGCUGUGCAGCCCACCUAGCCACGAAGGGGCCAUGGGGGUCAUUUCUCCAGCAGUCAGGCCCACUGGGUCUGGGGAGCCUGCAGGAAGGUGGCAGGAGGCCUGCGAUCACUGGGCCUCUUUUAGGGGAGGACGCUCACUGUCCUUCCUGCGCCAGCUCUAACUUUUGCCUUGGCUGCUGCCUCUCCCCCACCCAUAGGUUCCAAAAGUGGGCACGGGAUAAUUGCUUCAGAGGGGUUCAGGCCAGCUGGAGAAAGCCUUAAACCAGCAGGGCAGUGCAGCAGUGAAAAGAGCAUGAGGCUAGGAAGCUAUGAGAUUAGAUGAGUCACUGGGCCUCUCCAAACCUCCGUUUCAUCUAUAAAGUGGGCGUGAUAAUCCCUGCCCCACCUUCUUCCCAGACUCCUUGUAAGAUCUACUGAGGAGAGUUACCUAAUACUUAAGAGAGGGAGGGCUGUCAUCAUUUAUCACCACGUGAGCCAGGGCCACCUGCUGUGACACCCCCGAGAGUGGAGAAGCCCUGGGGCCCUUCUGAAGAUCCCAAGCCAGAGAAAGAAGCUGACUCACUGGGCUUAACAGGCCCAGGAUGAGAGCGGAAAUGGCAUAGAUUCUGUGGGGAAUAUGGACACACAGCUAAUCGGCCCGAGGCAGCCGCAUCAACCACUUCCUCAGCUUCUGACCGCCACCUCUGGUCCCACACAGACGCGCACACCCCUUGGAACGCUGAGCUUUGAGCUUACUGAGCAAGGCCACGCCAGAGUGACUCGCCCCUAGUAAGGGUAGCCCACCCGGAGCCCUCCAAGGCCCAGGGAACUCUAAAGGAAGCCCACCUCUGCCAGUGCAGGGCGCUUCCUCAUGUGGGUCCCCAAGGCCUCCUGCCCUAGAGACCACAGCUUUCCCCAGGAUAUAGUGUCCAGAGAGAAUGGAGGGCCCAUCUGCAGGGCUGACCUUUUCCCCGCCUCAGCCAGGGGGGUGGGAAGAAUCCUGAGUAAGAAGGUGAUCGGUGUUGAGGACGGAGCACUGAACAGGGGGUGGUGCUCCUGGGUACUAGCGCUUCCCUGUGUCCCUCAAGCCCUGUCUGGUCCCUGGGUUUCUCGUCUCUCAAACAAGGAGCUUCCCGAGAUGAUGGCUGAGUUUGUUCUCCUCUUUCAGCACUUUGUGGCCCUCCGGGUGCCUCUGCGUCAGCCUGCAGGCUGGGUCCCAGAGGAUGGAUACUCUCCCCGGAAGCUUUCAGGCUGGAGCAGAGCUGGGGCCACACCCACCCAACACAAGGGGAAGUGGUUCCUGCUCAGCAGAGGAGAGAGAGGGAGAAGAGGGGCAGCAAAGGACUUUUAGUGACCCCCUGCCAUAUGCCAGGUCUUAUAUGUCUUAUUACUUUUGCCAAUUCAUCAGUGUUGGCAUUAUUAUCCCCGACUUAUAGGUGAGAAAUCUAUAACUCAUCCAACCUGUGAGAGUCAGAAGUCUGGCCUUUCCGUGUAUCCUGCUGCCUUUUCUGAAAAUAAGUGCAAGCAGAUGGGUUCAGCCCUAGAUCCGCCCACUGUUAACUGUAUGAGCCUGAACACGGCCCUCUCCACCCCAAGGUCUGAAGUCCCUGCCUGUAAAAUGCGGACCGUUGUUGUGAGGCCUAAACCACACAGCCCGCGUGAAGUGUUCAGGCUCCUCAGGGAGAAGCACAGGCCUGGUACAAGGAGCAGGGGAUUGAAAGCUGUGGACGUUGCUGGAUGCUGAGCUCACAGCCUCUCAAGUGACAAGGACUAUGGAACCAGAAGGUGGGCGGACAACUUCGUGGCCCCAGGCUGCGGAGGGAGCCAGGAGCACAGCUUCCAGCAUCCCUUCCUCCAGGCAGUGGGCAUGUUCCUGGGGGAGCUCUUCUGCCUGGCUGCCUUCUACCUACUCCUGUGCAGAGCUGCAGGGCACCCAGACACCAGCAUGGAUCCCCAGCAGCCCUUCAACCCCCUUCUCUUCCUGCCCCCAGCCCUCUGCGACAUGACCGCGACCAGCAUCAUGUAUGUGGCCCUGAACAUGACCAGUGCUUCCAGCUUCCAGAUGCUGCGGGGAGCAGUGAUCAUAUUCACAGGCCUGUUUUCGGUGACCUUCCUGGGACGGAGGCUGGCACUGAGCCAGUGGCUGGGUAUCCUCGCGACCAUCGCAGGGCUGGUGGUCGUGGGCCUGGCUGACCUCCUGAGCAGGAACGACAGUCAGCACAAGCUCAGCGAAGUGAUCACAGGUGUGGCCGGGGUGGGCAUCCCGGGGCUGCCCAGCACAGAGUCACUCGACAAAGCAUUUUACAAGCUCCGCUGUCCGCCAAGCCCUGGGGGAGGGCACGUGGGCCACCAGCUGAUGUGGACAUGCACCUGCUUCCCAGGGGACCUGCUGAUCAUCAUGGCCCAGAUCAUCGUUUCCAUCCAGAUGGUGCUGGAGGAGAAGUUUGUCUACAAGCACAACGUGCACCCACUGCGGGCAGUCGGCACUGAGGGCCUCUUUGGCUUCGUGAUCCUCUCCCUGCUGCUGGUGCCCAUGUACUACAUCCCCGCCGGUUCCUUCAGUGGAAACCCUCGCGGGACGCUGGAGGACGCGCUGGACGCCUUCUGCCAGGUGGGCCGACAGCCACUCAUCGCACUGGCACUGCUGGGCAACAUCAGCAGCAUCGCCUUCUUCAACUUUGCAGGCAUCAGUGUCACAAAGGAACUGAGCGCCACCACCCGAAUGGUGCUGGACAGCCUGCGUACCAUUGUCAUCUGGGCAGUGAGCCUGACGCUGGGCUGGGAGGCCUUCCACCCGCUGCAGAUCCUUGGCUUCCUCAUCCUCCUGAUGGGCACAGCCCUCUACAAUGGGCUGCACCGCCUGCUACUGAGCCGCCUGUCCAGGGGCCGGCCCCCGGCAGAGGAGGGCGAGCAUGAGAGACUGCUGGGGGGCCCUCGGACUGCCAUCAACGAUGCCAGCUGAGCCUCCUGCUCUGCUGCCACCUGGACGCUCCUUGUUCACCCUGAGGCUGAGGCCACGUGGGCUGGUGAACCUCAAAUGCCCUGCCCCCGAGGCCUCACCCUGCCCCCUCCCCACAGACACCCCCCACCCACCCACCCAGGGCAGCUGCUGCCACAGAAGAUGACACAACACCCAGGUCCUCCUUUGUCACCACCCCAUUCAGGCCUGAGUGCAGUGCCCGACCCCCAGCAGGCUUCCCCAGCCCCUCCUGCAACACUAGAGCUAAAUCAUGGAGUAGAAUUGCAGGAACCAACAGCCCUAGGGUUUCCUCCUAAAUCAUAGGCUAAAUAUGGUUCUAAUAGGCUAAAUACGGCCUUCCAUUUUAAAGAUGAGUAAACUUGAGUCCCAGAGUGUUGCCCCUCCUGCAACACUAGAGCUAAAUCAUGGAGUAGAAUUGCAGGAACCAACAGCCCUAGGGCUUCCCCCUAAAUCGUAGGCUAAAUAUGGUUCUAAUAGGCUAAAUAUGGCCUUCCAUUUUAAAGAUGAGCAAACUUGAGUCCCAGAGUUGUAAGUUGUUUGGCAAAAGGGCUCUCCUGCCACGGGCUCUGGCCGUGCAGCCACACGACCAGGCAGUCGGCUGGGUUGUAGAGCACGUCUGGGGUUCUGCCUCACCCCCAGCAACCCGACAGACACCAUGGAGAACCCUCCAAGGUGGUGGGUUUACCGGGAGUCUACCGUUGGGAGUGGUGCUGGUAUCCCAGGCGUUACGUUAAGUGCUUAGCUUUCAUUCUCCUGCAUAACAGCCUGCACAGGUGGGUGCAGGUGAGAAAAGUGUGGCCCAGAGGAGGUCCAGUGACUUCCUCUUGGAGCCGGUAUUUCAAGCUGGGUUUGCCUGAUUCCAAACCUGUGGGCCCACUUACCAUAAAGUCUCUGAGAUCUUUGGGGGUACUUCCUGUGGCUGGGAGAGAGGCAUCCUGUGCUGUUUUCCUCCCAGUAACCCCACCCUGAAGAGAGGGGACUGGCAGCAGGGACCCCAGGUUGCUGAGCGGCCCUUUAUUCCAGUGGUCCUCACUCUGUGGCAGGUCACUUUCCCGGGCAGCUCAAUCGUGAAACAAAUACUGAAUGCCUUCCUUAGAAUAGAUCCUGGGAGAAGGGAUCUCUGACAAGCAAAGCCCUCGGGCUGUGGGAAUCCAGCAGGUUCUUACCGUCGGGAGAGAAAGGCCUCUCCAUCCCACCAGCUCCGAGUCUCGGGGGGCCCUGACCUCCUCUGGGCCGUGGUGUGUGUCACAGGAAGAAGGAAAUGGAGAUCGAGGGUGGUGCGUCCAAAAAACUGGGGCCUUACAGUGUUGUUUCAGGCUUUUUAUUUUUAAAAAGAAGAGGGGAGUUGGCAGUGUGGACUUUUUUCUUUAAUAAGAGGGAAGGAGCACAAGGGUUAGGACAUUCCUGGAGGUAACGUCUAGAACGUUGGAUGGAAAAGCUGUAAGGUACCAAAGCAUAGAAAUCACAUGUGGAUUUUAGCAUUGAAGGGUUGGGGGGGAUUAUAAUGGGACUUCAGUGGUGAGAGGUGGCAGAGGAUGGGGAGGGCACUUAUGGUCAGGCCUGCCACCCACUCGGGCAACUUGCUUUAUCUCCUGGAGCUUUGGGUCUUCACAUCUCUAAAAUGGGGAAGCCUGCAUCUCACAGGAUGGCUGUGAAUAUUACCUACGAUAUAAAUGGAAGGUGGCUGUAAAUGCCAACGUACAGUGGAGCGUCCUGUAAGGCGGCACUGCCCACUAGGGUGGUCUGUCAGGCAUUGAAGUCCCAGCAGAGCCACGGUGUGGAGCAUCGGUUUUGCUCAGAGGGGGAGAAAUGUUUUGUUAGAACAUACCAUUGUGGAGUAGAGUGUAAACUUCGCAUCGAUUAUAAGAUAAAACAGGAUGCCUCAUAAAAUUUUUAUGUUGACCCUAA